This is a messenger RNA of Cuscuta europaea, 2390 nucleotides long. NCBI's taxonomy places the organism in Eukaryota, Viridiplantae, Streptophyta, Magnoliopsida, Solanales, Convolvulaceae. The record is from the annotation of a GenBank genome assembly.
GCGGCAUUAUAUUAGAAUUUUGAGUUGGACUAAACUUCGUACAACAUACAGCAAUCCCACAAUUUGUGAGCUACAUGUUCUUGGCCAUCUCAUGUGAAAGAAUAAAGGUCAGCAGUAUAUGAAGAUGGAGGAGUAAACGAUGGGAAAAGAUAAGCAAAUAUGGAUUUCUCAAGCUUCCCAAUGGUGUGUCAUUGGGGAGGGAACUAUUAUGAGGAUGUUGGGCAAAUAUGCCAUGAAGGUGGUAGAACCACAUUUGUCAUGGUUUCUCGUGGUGCUUGCAUGCUCGAGAUCCUUCAAAAAAUACAUGCAGCCACAAUGAUUCAUCCUAGUCGUUCUUUGCGUUUAAAAAUGAAAUUUCCCAUGAACGGGGGAAAGUACAUGCUUAUGCCCCUCAUUGAUGAGCUAGCUAUAACAAAUAUGUGGGGCAUAGUUCAGAUGGAGGACAUGUCGACGCUGGAGAUAUACAUUGAGGAAUCCAUAUGUGACGCUUAUGAUACUCCAUUAACAUCAAAUGAUGUUGUAUCUAGGCAUUAUGUCAAUGCAGGUGUGAAUGCAGGGAACUCCUCAAAUGCUCAUGUACUGCACAUGGUUAUACAGGAAGAUGAUAGGUAUUUUCACAACGGUGCAUCAUUUGUGAAUGGGCAGGGAAGUGAUGAUGAUGCUGACGACAACAUCAAUGGUGAUGACAUGACAGAAUCUGAUGAAGAUGAUGGUGAUACGGUCAUGGCAACUGCCCCGUCUAGCCACUUUACUAUAAUGUAUGAUCUCCCUGAAGGCUUUACUGAUGCGUGGAUGAGUGGAUCAGGUGAGAAAAGGUUUACCCUCGAAGGUGAGUUUGAGGCCGGUCAACAGUUUGACAACAAAGAACAAGUCAUCGAUAUGGUGAGCUUGUAUUCUAUCAAACGGAACCAAUUUUAUCGGGUGAUAGAGUCCGAUAAACACAAAUGGGUGGCAUAAUGCAAAAGGAAGAAAGAAUGUAUUUGCCCCUGGAGAAUACGCGCCACAAAGAACCAAGGCAACCUUGACACCUUCACAAUUGUGCGUUAUCCUAGACCUCAUUCUGCUACAUGUGUUGGGAACACCGACACUACUAAUCAUGUGGCUUUGACUUCAGAUUUCAUCUCUAAAGAUGUGAUUGACAUUGUUCGCACUGGUCCUUCCCUUAAAGUGCAUACUAUCAUUGAGAUGCUGAAGGAAAAGUAUGGGUAUACGGUAUCAUACCGGAGAACAUGGAUGGGGAAGCAAAAGGCCAUAGCAGAAAUAUUUGGCGGUUGGGAGAAGUCAUAUUCUGAAUUACCCCGUUUCAUGACAGCGCUCCAAGAUUCAAAUCCUGGAACUAUUGUGCAGUGGUACCCACCCCCUAAUACUCCCACAGGUUAUAUGCAGUUUCAAAGAGUUUUUUGGGCAUUCAAGGCAUCAAUACAUGGUUUUAAGCAUUAUCGACCCGUACUUACUAUUGAUGGCACACACUUGUAUGGAAAGUACAAGGGUACAUUGCUCGUGGCCAUGGGUUGUGAUGCGAACAACCAAAUAUUUUCAGUGGCCUUUGCAGUUGUUGAAUCUGAGAAUGGGGAUAGUUGGCCAUGGUUUAUGGCAUGUAUUAGGCAGUUUGUCACUAAUAGGGAGUUGUGUGUCAUUUCUGAUCAGCAUGGAGGUAUUGUCAGGGCAAUGAAUGAGGUGGGCAGUACUUGGGAGGAGCCUUAUGCGCAUCAUAGGCUAUGUAUCCGCCAUCUUGCAUCGAAUGUGCACACUCAUUUCAAAGACAUUCAACUAAAAAAUCUUUUUGUCUGGACCGCACGGCAACAUCAGAAAAAGAAGUUUGACGGUGGGUUCAAGAAGAUAGGUGAAAUGAGUUUGGAGGCACGACAAUUUCUGGGGAACAUUCCCCCGGAAAUGUGGUCAUUGCACCACGAUGGCGGGUACAGAUACGGUACCAUCACUUCUAAUCUGGGAGAGGUUUUCAAUAGCGUGAUGAAAAAUGCCAGAUAUUUGCCCAUCACCGCUUUGGUCCAGGUUUCCUUUUACCGGGUUAAUGUUUAUUUUGUUAAUAGGCGUGAGACCAGUAAAAUGAGAGUGACAGAAGGCCACGAGUACUCCCCAUACAUCACAAAUACUCCACACGGCGUAGGCGUAGACAUCAGCAACAACAUCUCCAUGACCAAGACGAUCAAGAAGACCAUGAGAACUUGUAGUUUGCCUUUUGUAUUGCAGUUUUUCUUGUACAGUAGAUGUUGUAGGAACAAUUUACAACAUUUUACGUAUUUUCUCUUCUAAACUCUUGUAUGUUGUGUUGAUGUGUUCGAGAAUGAAUAUUAGAUGAUUACUUGUUAUGAAUAUUGGAUGAUUGUACUGUGUUUUACCGAUUAUGAAUCUAAUGUUUUGUAUUCGAU